CGGGUGAGUGUCCGAUUCCUUCGUGGUUCUGUAUCAUUAAUCGUGCAACGAUGUUCGUAAAUGGUCUUAUUGUGGCGCACGGUGUAUAAAGUAACUCAGCGCGAUUCCCAGUAACGGGUCAGCGAACAACCAUGGCGUCGACAGCUCUCAGCGACACUGCGCAACUCUUCAGUGUGAAAGGCUUGGUCGCGGUCGUCACGGGAGGCGCGACAGGGAUCGGGCUUAUGAUAGCGACCGCCCUCGAGAACAAUGGCGCAACAGUAUAUAUCGUCGGCCGGCGCGCAGAAGCACUCGAGAAGGCUGUCAAGGAGCGAAGUAAAUAUGGCAAUAUGGUAGCCCUUCAAGGGGAUGUCUCGUCGAAAGAGUCUCUGAAAGCGAUAGCGGACGUCGUCAAAGCUAGAACCGGAUACGCUAAUCUCCUGGUGAACAAUGCGGGCAUAAGCCUCGCGCUGCAGCCCAAGCUCCCCACGCCCUCCGAGGCGAAUGGCGACAUCACCCAGCUGCAAGCGCUCCUGUGGAACACCGAGAUGCCCGAGAGUUUCAGGAAGACAUUCGAUGUGAAUGUGGCGGCCGUCUGGUUCUGCACGGUUGCAUUCAUGGAGUUGCUCCAUGAGGGGAACAAGCGCACCCUGGCCCCGGGCGGCUCUGGGGUGAGCAGUCAGGUGCUCACCGUCAGUAGCAUAGCGGGGUUCAGGAAGGACAGCGCUGUGUUCACCCUGAGCUAUACCGUGAGCAAGGCCGCGGCGACGCACCUUGGGAAGAUGAUGGCGCACUACUUGAAGGACUGGAAGAUAAGGAGCAACGUGAUAUGCCCGGGUUUCUUCCCGUCAGAGAUGGUGGAUACAAUGAUCAGUGAGGAGGCGAGGAAGGCCUUAGAAGCAUCGAUUCCCUUGAAACGCGCGGGAACAACGGAUGAUAUGGCCGGUCUCGUGCUCUUCCUUGCGAGCAAGGCAGGCUCAUACGUCAACGGAGGCGUCCACGUCAUAGAUGGAGGCAGACUCACCCAAAUACCUUCUACCGCUUGAGAGCACUGAAAGAUAUUGAUUAUCCCGAUUCAACAUGAAUACCGGUGUUAGUUUGUCUUGUUCUACGUCGUGGCAGCGCAUUGUUUUCGGGGGGAGGAUCCACUUCGAUUGAACACAAUGUGCUCACUGCUCACUGCUCAUGCGUCAGUACUCGUAUAUCAAUCCAGUAGCGCUCUAUGGCAAUGCAUCCGGGAAGUACUCACGAAUUGAUCUUGUUUGAUUCACCGGGUAUCUUGUGAGUUUUCCGCUAUGGCAACAUCACCGGGCUGGGCUACAUUAGAACCUGGGGAGGAGGACUAGGGACCCGAAUCAAGCACAUGAUCAUGGCAUGCUAGAUCUGGACAUUAUGCCUUGAUACAGACCUGAACGGCAUUACCCCUUAUUAAAAUAGAGGGAACACGGUUUUGUACACAGCCCGAUAGUGUGUAUAAUAGUUAUGUGAC
Molecule: messenger RNA, 1468 nt
Organism: Rhodofomes roseus
Lineage: Eukaryota; Fungi; Basidiomycota; Agaricomycetes; Polyporales; Fomitopsidaceae
Product: NAD-P-binding protein
Exons: 5
Coding region: 132-1025 (297 amino acids)
Molecular function (GO): oxidoreductase activity
Source: RefSeq, a predicted model, not a curated record